AUGAAGUCCAUAAUCCUUCUUCUUGCGGCUCUUCUGCCCAUGGCCAUGUCUUCUGCCGUACCUGCAGACGCGGACGCGAAAGUCGAACUGAGUCAGAAGCAAGAGCUUUCCGGCCACAAUUCCCUGCGGUGCCAGGUCGGAAGCAGCACUCAAUUCAAGAACAUCUCUUGUGGUGGGGCUCCGGUUGCAGGCUCCUACACCAACGGGCAGGCCAUCUUUCUGAGGUGCAAGAUUAGUAGAGGCGGCGGCACUACAUGGUACAAGACCAAACAAGGGACUUGGGUUCUAAAUGCGAAAUGGCACUCUCGCUCACGUAUCAAAUCUGUCUUCGAUGAGAUGGAUAGUCCUUGA
Molecule: messenger RNA, 351 nt
Organism: Aspergillus uvarum CBS 121591
Lineage: Eukaryota; Fungi; Ascomycota; Eurotiomycetes; Eurotiales; Aspergillaceae
Exons: 3
Coding region: 1-351 (116 amino acids)
Source: RefSeq, a predicted model, not a curated record